GCUGCUGCUUCUGCUGCUGCUUCUGCUGCUGCUUCUGCUGCUGCUUCUGCUGCUGCUGCUGCGGCCGCGGCUGCAGCUGCACCUUCUCGCCGACUGGCGUGUCGUUCGCAGCCACUGCAGCAGCAGCUGCUGCAGCCGCUGCUGCAGGAUCAAGAGGCGCUUCUUGGAGUCUCUGAUCCGUCUGCUCCCUCUGCCGCAGCAGCAGAGAAUCCUGUUGUCUGCAAAGUUUGCGCACACUCUGCUGUGGCGGGAUGA
Molecule: messenger RNA, 255 nt
Organism: Cyclospora cayetanensis
Lineage: Eukaryota; Apicomplexa; Conoidasida; Eucoccidiorida; Eimeriidae
Product: insulin-like growth factor-binding protein 1
Exons: 3
Source: RefSeq, a predicted model, not a curated record